Messenger RNA from Fusarium tjaetaba, 1968 nucleotides. RefSeq lists its product as uncharacterized. Lineage: Eukaryota; Fungi; Ascomycota; Sordariomycetes; Hypocreales; Nectriaceae. The transcript is spliced from 5 exons. The record is from RefSeq and is a predicted model, not a curated record. The coding region runs from base 1 to 1968 and encodes 655 amino acids.
AUGGCCGACCCCCAGCUUGGCCGUCUUCAGGAUGACGGUAGGGACGCGGAAUGUCUGCGACAGACUCAGUCACGAAGAGGGCAACCACCCGCGGGACGUUACCUCUGGACCGGUGAUUCGAGUGUUGCCUCGCCCGUGGCUGACUCUAACAAUCAUCAAGAGGUACAGCGCAGUCCUCGCCGAGCAUGCACAAGGGACGACAUUGGUAUCUGUCCGUGGCCAGAUCAGGCAGUGGACUCAAAGUAUGAGACUUCUUCCAGACGUUGCCUACCCAGAUUGCCUGCGCCGGUACCACCCAGAAAGUGUGUCAACAACGAUAACCCAUCAGCCGCCCUGCAAAGUCCCCCUGUAAAAGCUACGAGGCCAAACGAUUCCCUUCCAAGUCCAGCCCGUCCAGCUCCUGGGAGUGAGUCAAAGAUGAUGCAGCAUCCAGAAACUCGACCUAUCAGCCAGGAACAGCUCGUCGCCGAGGUCAAAAGCAUUUAUGCCGGCCUUGUUAUGGUCGAAACAAAAUGCAUCGAAGUCGACAAAGCUCAGUCUACCCAGGGACGUCUCACCCUUGGAGAAUGGCAGCAGCUUACUGCGUUCCAUCGUUAUUUAUUGCAUGAGGAUGAUGAUCCCUUCAACACCUAUUCUGACAAGACAUCGAACGAACUUGGAGCGCUUCUGUCUGAAGUGUCUCUACGCUCACGGAGUUUCUGCCGCCUCAACAGUCGCUUACAACCACUCUUAAAAGCUGCAGAGCGUACCCCUUCAUACGUACAGUUUGUCGAGUUCAUGACCCUGAUUGGCACUCUCUCCGACAUACUCAGAAGUUACAGUUCCUUACUAGAUUUUGAGGACACAAUUUUGAAGGGUUUGUUUGAUUUGAUCACGUCUAUCAUCAGAAGGUUGAGCUUGAGAUUCAGAUCCGCAUAUGAGGAACUGAAAUGCAGGAACGCAUCGACUCAGAUAAUAUUUGAGUUUCCUAACAAUAUGCGGCAUGUCUGUACGACAAUGCCCUGGACUAUAUUACCUGCAUUACUGGUACUAUGGGGUGUUUGUUGGAUGUUCAUCCUCGGCCCUGGUGAUCUUGAGCCCGAGAAAUUCAAAGCGCCUGUCCCGACGUUCUCACCAGCUCCAGCUGUCUAUGACCUUUUGGACAACUCGGGCCCAGCGUACUACGAUUUUGGCCUGCAGAGCGUUUUUAUGCCCGAAAGUAGUACUACAGGCUUUAAUCAGCACCCUACUAUCGACAGCCUCCCGUUCGGCAACGAUGGCGCCGGUGUUGAUCCCAUUUAUUUGGUUCAAGCUGCUCCUCAAGAUCCAUUGUUUUUGUCCUUUGACGUGUUACCGAGGAACAGUGCAGAAAUCACGGAAACGUCCUCGAAAGACGGGCUCACUGAAGCGCUGCCAGCUACUGUCACUCCAGACCCAAUACUACACUCCUACGGAGACAUGACCAGCCAAGAGCAAUUUAAUCCAAUGGCUAAUGUUGCAUCGGUUGAUCAGGGAGUUCAAAAUACCAGCGGCCAGAAGAGCACAUCUUCCUUUACCGAAGCGCACAAGGGUGCAAUACCUAGCCCUGAACAGUCGUUUCCAUGCCCGAACAGAGGCUGUAAGAGGCAUCUUCCAGUUUGUAAACACAAUCCGAAUGUUUCGGUCUCAUCGGUCAAGUCGGACGGCACGGAAGAGCAGUCAGUGUCUCAUCCAGUCUCAACGCCAGCCUUACCUGCUGAGCUACAGCCUGCGAGUGCUGAGCCACUAUCAGAGGGUUCAUCAGGAGAGAGCAGCGUUAGAAAAAGGUCGAGGUCUGAAAAUGAUGAUGACUGGAGUGAGGAAUCAUUGCUAAGAGAGAUGAAAAAGAAGCUGAAGCGAAUGGCUCAAGAGGUUAAAGAGAAGGAAGAUGCAUAUCUGCAGGCUCGGGAGGGACUGGAAUCCAUUCAGAAGACCAUCCAAGUCAUGGAGGACUUACUCCGAAAGUCCUAG